AUGAAUGACAGAGGAAUAGAUGUGUUAUGUGUGAAUGAGACGAAACGAAAGGGAAAGGAUGCCACUGCACAUGGCAGGUAUACCGCGUAUUGGUCUGGUGUAGGCGAGACCGAACGGGCAUGCCAGGGAGUCGGUUUCAUCCUUUCAGAAAGAAUGGGUCAAUGUGUGAAAGAGUAUGAAUGUGUAAGUCCGAGACUGCUAUGGAUACGAAUGAAAGUGGGCUUAAAGAAGCUGUUCCUGCUAGGGGUGUACGCCCCAGACAUGUCUAAGCCCACUUACAUCCGAGAGCAGUUUUGGGACAUGGUAAGGAUGGUGUUGACAAAAUGUAAGGAAAAUGAAAAUAUUAUUAUGUUAGGAGACUUUAAUGGAAGGGUUGGGGUGAAGAGGUCUGGUUAUGAAAGGAUAUUGGGAACGUUUGGUGAUGAAAGUAUAAAUGAGAAUGGUGAAGACCUCCUCACCGUAUGUGCGGAAAAGAAUCUUUUUGUGACGAAUACUUUUUUUCGUCAUAAGAAGAUUCACAUGUAUACAUGGGAAAGAGGUGAUGAUAGAAGCAUGAUAGAUUUCGUAAUUGUGGAUGAAAGAAUGAGGAGCGCAGUCGUAGAUACAAGGGUUUACCGGGGGUCCAACGUAGGGACGGAUCAUUACUUGGUCUUAUGUCGAAUUAAUGGUCUUUUCAAGCGUUGGCGGCAUCGGACAUCUGUAUCUACCACUGCGUUACAGCGUAUAAGAAUAGAGAAGUUACAAGAUGAAGAUGUGAUAGAGAAGUAUAAAUGUAGACUGAGAGAAAAUAUUAGAUGUUUGAAUGAGUUGUGUAUGAAUGAAUUAGACUUGAAUACUGUGUGGGAUAAUAUUAAGAAAGGUUUGGUGGAUACCGCCACCGAAGUAUGCGGAAAGAAAGCAUGGUUAGAUUUACUAGCAACCAAAGCUGAUAAUUCUUCUGGUAUGAAUGAUGAGAUUGAAAGAAAAAAGGCAGAAUUUAGACGUCUAAAUAAGAGAGUAAAAGAAGUUGUUGAAAGGAAAAAGAAAGAAAGAACGGAUAAGAAUGAUAGAAGGAUAUCUGAUAAUUUCCAGGCUAACAUAAAAAUGUUCUGGAAACUCGUAAGAACUGCCAGGGGAAAUACAAAACAGCCUAUAAUAAAUGCUAUAAGAGACGAGAAUGGAUGUAUUCUGAAUGAUGAAGUUUCGAAUUUAAACAGAUGGAAGGAAUACUUUGAAAGCGUGUUUAUGAGUGAAGAGUCGUAUGAAUUAAAUGAACUAGAAAAACUUGAAAAAGAAGUGGAAAGGGGUAUGGAGAUAAGUGUAGAUGAAAUAAUGAAAGCAAUGAAAAGCAUGAAAGCAGGUAAGGCAGCUGGAUAUGAUAGAGUAUCACUCGAGAUGCUAAGGGCUGGAAAGGGAGUGGUGGCAGGCCUGCUGUACACCUUGUUUAAUUUAUGUUGGGAAUUAAAACGGGUACCGGAUGACUGGUGUAAAGCAGUUAUAGUACCAAUGUAUAAAGGAAAAGGGUCACAGCAGGACUGCAAAAACUACCGCGGUAUCAGCUUGCUUAGUAUUGUGGAAAGGGAAUGGGGUGUACAGAUCAAGACUUUUCCAUGCGCAUGA
Messenger RNA from Parnassius apollo (apollo), 1599 nucleotides. Lineage: Eukaryota; Metazoa; Arthropoda; Insecta; Lepidoptera; Papilionidae. The record is from the annotation of a GenBank genome assembly.